Phanerochaete carnosa HHB-10118-sp is the source of this 3504-nucleotide messenger RNA. RefSeq lists its product as uncharacterized. The coding region runs from base 132 to 2642 and encodes 836 amino acids. NCBI's taxonomy places the organism in Eukaryota, Fungi, Basidiomycota, Agaricomycetes, Polyporales, Phanerochaetaceae. The record is from RefSeq and is a predicted model, not a curated record. The transcript is spliced from 5 exons.
ACUCAGUCUUUCAUCGAUUUUCGCGCACAGGCCGCGAUGAGAUCUGAGUCAUAUAUCCGCCGAGCCGCUCGACGAGUCCCAUAUAAAGUGUGGGCAUCUGGGGAGGGCAGCAAGCAACAAUCCCCUCCACCAUGGCGCAGCGCGAUCGCUCUCGUACGCCACCUAACCCGCCGGGCCAGGCACCGACUAAUAUGACACCCAAUCAACCUCAGUACGCUAGGACCGCACCACCAGACCUAGGUCUCAAGGCGUCACGAAGCAUCGUUGUUGAAGACCUCAAGGAGUCGGUGCCAUCGUACAGCGCCGACUACUUCUUCCAGGCCUAUUUGCCUCCACUGGAUCCCGACAUAGACCUGGAUGCCGUGCUGCAAUACCUUGGCGACAAUGGCCACAUUACCUACAACCAACUUGAUGCCUUCCGGCGUGUGUUGCCAGCUACCCGUCGCAAGGCGGCCGACGAUAUGUUCGCAGAUCCUCACAAGACGGAGGAUGUCGUGUUCGCACAGCUAGAGCCGCUUGCGGAGGCGGUGACGGCGGCGGUGAAGAGCGUCAGUGCCAAUUCGAACAGAGAACCAACAGUGAGGUUCAAGUGUCGACUGACAAGUCCGCCCAAGUCUUCGGAUCGAAGUAACACGUCGAAGCCCGACGCGUACGGUAUACGGUCGGAGGCGCCACGCAAUGGACGAGCGGAGUGGGUUGACAUCGCGGUUCCUGGAGAGUUCAAGACGGCGGAAGGAGAGUCUAAGACACAUGAUAAUCGAGUCAAAGUGUUGUGGUCUUUGAAUCACAUCAUGCGCGAGGAUGCGCGUAGGAGAUUCGUCAUCGGCUUCACCAUCGAGGGAGACCGUAUGCGGCUGUGGUUCGCGAGCCGGUCAGAGGUGGUCGCGUCGUGGCCGUUCAAUUUCAUUAUGAACCCUCGGCGCUUCGUAGAGUUUCUGCUGCGAAUCAUGUACGCCGGUGAAGCCGAUCUUGGCUGGGACACUACCAUUCGGCGGCUCACCACUCCCGAUGGACAUACUCAGCUCGAGAUCACCGUCAACAAUAAGAAGUAUCGAACACUGCGGCUGAUAUCGUCAAUUGGCGCGGACAGCCUUCGAGGCCGCGGUACACGUGUCUGGGAGGUGGUGCAGGUCGACGGCGACGGCAACUUUGUCGCCGGGCCAUUCGCGCUCAAGGACUCCUGGGUCGACUCUGAUCGGGUUCGCGAAUGGCAGAUACUCCAUAGAAUCCGUGUCUCCGGCAGCAACGAACGCCACAACACUUGUUUUGAGAAUCACCUGCCGCACAUUUUGGAGCAUUGGGAUGUUCUCGUGAACGAUAGUCCGGAUGACACGCACAAUACCAUGAGGCGAGCUGUAGAUGCCACGAUCUCCACGCACAGGAGGGCGUUACCGGUCCUAAUCAAUCCGAGUGUACGGCAGAAGGUCAUGAGCAAGCAUCCGGCGGUGGGGGCUUUCAACAUGCCGGAGGCCACGAAGCAGCCACUGGACUUCGCCGCGAAGACGCAUCACCGCGUCGUAUUCAAAGGGGUAGGCAAGAGUAUCGUCGAAGUCGAGUCUAUGGAAGAGGCAUUUCGCCACCUGCGGAGAGCUGUACUAGUCCUUUGCUGCCUGCACGAGUGUGGCUGGGUCCAUCGAGAUAUCAGCUCUGGCAACAUACUUGUCGUGGGCAAGAAUGUGGUGAUCAGCGAUGUGGAGUAUGCCAAACGCAUGUCUGACACCACAGUGCAUACCGGUGUUCGUACGGGUACGGCCUUUUUCAUGCCGGUUGAAAUUGACAACCACGGCUAUCUCUUUGACAGCGAAGACGCAGCCGAGGACGACUCGCCUGUGGACUACGAGUUGGCCUUUGCUGAGCUCGAGCUGCCCACAGACCGGACUCCCUCAGCCUCCGCCACCCCACCAGCUAUAAUGCAAGUAUCUAUGAGUCUCGCACAAGACUCCCAACCGCAGCCUCCCCCGGCCCUUUUCCAACAUAACUACCUCCACGACUUGGAGUCGCAUCUGUGGCUUUCCUUAUAUGUGCUCAUCUGUGGCAAGAUUAGGGACUCGUUUCAAGAUCGCCCCGAGGUCGACUUCAACGCAUGUAUGCAGCGUCACGGUGAUCUUGCUGUAAACCUUUUCUGCGACAGAAGGUUCCGACUAGCGGUCAUGACCAGCAGCAGCAAGCUCAAGACGGAACUCUGGGGCCUGCUGCCACAGAUUAUGGCCAUAGCGCCGGAGCUGGAUCAAGUUCGCACACUGAUAGCCACGCGGUACAGGCAGUUUGAGCACGACCUCGGCACUGUCCAUAUGAUGAACGCAACCGAAAUGGGUUCUCUGUACGUCUCGAUACACAAGAGGUUCGGCACGAUGGUCAACCUCCUGAAGAACAACAACCUUCACGUCGUCGUCGAUUCAACCCCAUUCCCUUUCGAGGAGCGCAUGCACCAGAUACUAGAGGAGAACGCGAUUAAGGACGCAGAUGGUAGGGUCAAGCACGAGGCAAAGGCGGCUGAUGACGACGACGACGACGAGCAGGCGCGGUCGCGCAAACGACCACGCGUUGUCGCGGAUGCUUCCGCACCUUCGUCUGUUCUUCCCACUCACGACGUCUUCGGGCCCGUCCAACAGACAGGUUUCGGUGGGCCCUCGACCCGUUGAGCAUAUCAGCCUGGUCGCAACUGCGGUGAAAGGGCCCUUCAGUGGCCGAUGUUUACUGCUCUGUUUCGGGCACCUGUUAUUCUGAUCGCGAAAUGUAAGCGAAAUGCCAGUAUAUGGCUACCAUUGAGUCCUUGUUACGCCUGUCCCUUGUGUAUACUAGACUGCUGUAGCCGUGUUGUCGUAAUACAUCUGCAUCUUUGUACUCGCAUUCAACGAAGGGUGAUCUUUGAUGGCAUUGGUAGCGCAUGUAUGAAUACAGGGAUAUGUAGUUAUAAGCAUAUCCAAGCAAGCAUUCAUGUUCGUCUGCGAAUUGGCGAAGCACGAAAAUAGCCGUAAGCGAGUCAGCAUCGUACAGCUCAGAGCGGAUAGCUACCGCACGUAUCUCUGCCGUUCAAGUUCGCAUGCCGUCCCGUCCGCUCUCGGGGCAUACGCCGAUGCCCCGCCCCGCCCCGCCCCGCUCGUCCUGAUACAUUUGCACGGCAUCCCACACCAGCAAAAGCCCUGUCGUGUGCAUCUGCGCGUUUCCAAGCACGGCGCCGUAGAGCGACGCGAGCUCGCGGGGAUACGGGAGCCGCAUGCGAAGCUGCGUGUCUCAGAAAGGACCAGCUGGAUUUGUCCGCAAUGCAUCCACUUGCGCUCGACUCAGCUAGGACACUGUGCGAGUAAGAGGUACGAUGCUUACGGAAUCCUUUCCGUAUUUUGAGGCCUCUGACCAGUCGCCUUAGACAAUUACAUCCUCAUGAGCAAAGAGCACGUCUAGAGAUACGAGCGUUGACGUUGAAUGACGACGAGUUGGUGGCGAAUAAGCGGCAGUUUCAUCGUGGUUUAACAAGACGAGAACGUCCCGUCGAGAGGAAUAUUG